Molecule: messenger RNA, 4208 nt
Organism: Toxotes jaculatrix (banded archerfish)
Lineage: Eukaryota; Metazoa; Chordata; Actinopteri; Toxotidae
Gene: arhgap27
Product: Rho GTPase activating protein 27
Exons: 18
Coding region: 162-3158 (998 amino acids)
Biological process (GO): signal transduction; regulation of GTPase activity
Cellular component (GO): cytoplasm
Molecular function (GO): protein binding
Source: RefSeq, a predicted model, not a curated record
AGCAGAAACAAUACAUGCAAGCAGCACUUUGACUCCUGCUCUGUGGACACACACCUGCUUCGGGGUUUGUCUGAGAUACGUCCAAUUGUGGGGACAUUUUUGGAAACAAAAUCAGCUCCACAAUGUGCACACAUUAACUGAGGGGCCACACGGGCGGGAGCAUGGAGCUUGUGUGGGUGCUGUAUGAGUUCGAGUACACAGCGAAGGAUGGCCGCCUCGUGUCCAUCAAGCCUAAUGAAAGCUACAUCCUGCUCUCCAAGACAAAUGAGCACUGGUGGUACGUCUGCAAAGACCAGCAGACGAGGCCCUUUUACAUCCCUGCAAAGUACGUGAAGGAGCUCCCAUCACAUACUGGAGACUCUCCUGGAACUAAACAGCCGGAUUCAGCUGAGUGUGUGACCAACAGUAAACCUGUGGAUACUGCUGAUAUGACACCAAGUAAAACAACGACAGUGAUCUGUGUACCAGCUCAGGAUGCUUCAAGAGAGACAAACCGAUUCUCCACUUUUGGUUUCUGUGAGAACAUACCAGAUGUGAUGCCCCAUGAGACUCUGAGAGAAGGACAGACCACCGGCAGCUCUGCACCUAACCUGGAUAAAACAAAGAUACAUAACUCAGCAGGAAGCUUUUCAUUAACCUCAGCACCUCUGAAACCUGACCACCUGCAACUGUAUGCAAAACCUCAGCCAGUGCUAAAGGCUGGUGAUGGGCAGCAAUGGUCGAAAAGCUCAGUGCAGGGUGAUAAAGUAGAACCGCCACGGACUUCUGUGGAUGAUGAGGACACAGGCUUCCCUUCACCCCCUAGUUCGCCCAUAUAUGACACAAUACCACAGCUUAACAUCACAGAGUUUGACGAGUUCCCUGACCCGCCUGAUCCUCUUCCUUCCAAUGACAUAACGGAAUCGCAGCAACAGAGUUUGAAUCCAGCUGCAGAGGCAGAAUCUUCUACAGGUGCACUUCGCAUUGAGCAGGUGGAGAAUGAAAGUCUCCGGUCACCCAUUUACGUCAAUGUAGCACAGCUUCGCCAGAGCAUCUCUGAGUCUCCCCCCUCCGCUCCUUCGUCCUCCUCUGCUUCCUACCUUGAAGAGGUAUGGGAGGUGCACCUUGACCACGAAAGUGGACAGGAGUACUACUACCACCCCGCCACGGGGCGCACCACCUGGGACAAUCCUUUUCUAGACUCCUCCACGGACCCUGAGUCUCUCCCUACAGAGGAACCUUAUUCCCCCUCACCUCCUCAGUCACCUACCCUCUCUCUGCCCACCGCCUCCCCCCCUGCGUGGACCUCAGACUGGGAGCAGUUAGUGGAUGAGACUAGCGGUCGCCCUUACUUCUAUAACCCAAUGUCUGGGGAGACGUCUUGGGAGCCUCCAGAGCAGCUGAGCCCAUAUCCCCCUCUGAUGGAGCCUAUGAAUGUGCACAGGUUUCACGAGGACGGGCCGCCUCCUCUACCUGAGGAGGACUACCCCUCGGAGGGAUACCCAGCUGAUGAUCAACCAGAGGCCUACGAGAAGCUCCUUGCCACGGGACCUCCCACCCUCCCCAAGGAGUACACCCUCAGCCACGUGAGCCGGACCAUCAUCCCCAGGGCCAACCUGGACCGCAGUACCCCGAGUGGUUGGAACCUCACGGUGGAACCCAGCGGUACCUGGGUGUUCACCAGUGAACACUCUCCAGAUCAGUGGAUCAAGUCUGUGGAUGAUCGAGGGCGGACCUACUACUACCUGAGGGACGGCUCCAAGUCUCAGUGGAACCUGCCUGAGGCCCCUGUAGCUCCGGGUCAGUCCAGGGUGGAGAAUGGUGUUGAGCCCGAAAACACGUCAGUCUUUAAGAACUGGCGACACACCAUGGGACCUGCUCAGCUCAGCUCAGCCCAGGAUGACGGGAGGUUCGUCCCAACUCACAGGAGGAACACGUCAGACUACAGCAGCGACAGCUCCAGUACAGGAAACUCUCCUGAGACGCAGCAUAACGUGCAGAACUUAGAGAAAGCUGGAAUUCUCAACAAAACAAAAGUGUCUGAGAACGGCAAGAAAGUAAGGAAAAACUGGGCCCAGACAUGGACGGUUCUCCAUGGAGGAGUGCUGACGUUCCACAAAGACCCAAAGUCUGCAGCAACAGGGGCCUCGAACAAGACCAGUCAGAUUGUUCCAGAGGUCACGGUGGACCUGCGAGGAGCGACAAUUGGCUGGGCCUCGAAGGAGAAAUCCAGCAAGAAGAAUGUUUUAGAGUUAAAAGGGAAGAACGGUGUGGAGUUUCUGAUACAGUACGAUACAGAGAGUAUCAUCAAUGACUGGCACAAAGUUUUAAUGGACACCAUACGACAGCUGGAGUACCAGGACCAUCACUCAGAGGAGGAGGACGGGGACUUGUAUGAGAAGAUCGCAGAGCGAGAUGACAGGUCUGCAGGUGGCAUCGACAAGCGAAGAUCCUCUAGGCCGAGUGUCACACCGUCAUCCAGCUCUGCAGGAGACACAGACCAGAAGAGGGUUCGAACCAAGCUGAUGAAGUUCCUCAUGAAACGCCCAACACUGCAGUCUGUGAAGGAGAAAGGCUACAUCCGAGAUAAUGUGUUUGGUUGCCAUCUGUCCACACUGUGUGCUCAGGAGAAGACCACAGUCCCUAGUUUUGUUGAGAGAUGUAUCAAAGCAGUGGAAAAGAGAGGUUUGGACAUUGAUGGGCUCUAUAGAGUGAGUGGGAACCUCGCUGUCAUCCAGAAACUACGCUUCAAGGCCGAUCAUGAGGAGCUUGACCUCGAGGAUGGCCAGUGGGAGGACGUUCAUGUCAUCACCGGAGCACUGAAGUUGUUUUUCCGAGAGCUUCCUGAGCCGCUUUUCCCGUACAGUCACUUCAAUAACUUCAUCACAGCCAUCAGAAUUCCUGAUUACAGCACAAAAGUGUCUCACAUGCGUGAGCUGGUCAGAUCACUUCCUCCUCCAAAUCAUGAUACCAUGGAGCUUCUAUUUGGGCAUUUACGCAGGGUCAUUCAGUAUGGGGAAGACAAUCGCAUGACUGUGCAGAAUGUGGCAAUUGUGUUUGGCCCAACGCUGCUUCGGCCAGAGACGGAGUCAUCGAACAUCGCGAUGCACAUGGUGUUUCAGAACCAGAUAGUGGAGCUAAUUCUGAAUGAAUAUGAGCGUAUCUUCCACUCCGGCUAAAGCAGUCACAAGCCUCCAGUGCACCCCUGGGCAAAUGUCUAAAUGUGUUCAAGUUAUUUGAAGUUCUAGAUUUACCUUUGCAUGCACAUGAACAGCUUCAAUGCAACACCUGAAAAUGAAAGAGUAAAAUAUGUUAAAGGGCUCAGUUUCCGUUGCUCAGAAUAUUUGAAGUUUAACCACUUAAACUAGAUAAAGGGAUCUUCAAAUUGUCUUUGUUGAGAAUAUUUGAAGCAUGUUUAACCACUGGAGGUUCACACUGUUAGAACUAUCUUUGGCAGUAUUUUACGACUGGAAGCUGAGCUGCACAGGUGUAGACAGGUGUGGUUUGGUUUCCUGUCUCAUAGCUAUUGAGCUUGUUUCUUGGGUGGAAGAAGGAAUGUGUUAGAUUGCUCUCGCUCCCUGAGAUUUUAACUGUCUUAAUCUCACGAGUCACUUUCUGAAUUUUUUUUAAUUGUUUACUUCUAUUUUUAAUUUUUAUUUGUUUUUUGUUUGUCUCAGUUUCUCUAAACUGCAGUUAUAAUAGAGCCCAAGCCAAACCUGGACAUAUGCAUUAAUUCUCUUUUUAAGAAAUGAUCAAUGAUUGCUCCCAUCUUUAUUUUAGAAAGUUUAAUAACUUUUAAAUAUUGUUUUGGAUGAUCACAUAUUGCAAUAACUGAGAUUGUAUUCUAAUUUUGCAUUUUUGUUUAUCAGUUUCAUUUUUACCCAUGAAUUCUUUAACUGUAAUAUAGAAAUGUAUAAAAAAGAAAUAUUAAUACCAAUAUCUUGCUGUGAAGUAGAUGUUGAUAUAGAAUACUUGUGCAAACUAUAGUUUAUUUUCCUCAGAAUUGUAAAACACCUUGUUUCAAUCAUGCUGUACUUGAAGGAACUGUAUAAUAACAACAUAGGAAUAUAAGUAAGUACAACAUCUUUUUGAGAGCUGGCAGUGAAGUCAGUCUCACCAUGAAACAGAAAAGUGGAUAUUAGAAGAGAUUUAUUUCCUGUAAAUAGAAAUAGAUGGCAUAUUUAUGCUGAAAGUUGUUGAAAAAUGCACAAGUUAUUUGAUAAUAAAUA